Messenger RNA from Colletotrichum truncatum, 1542 nucleotides. The record is from RefSeq and is a predicted model, not a curated record. Lineage: Eukaryota; Fungi; Ascomycota; Sordariomycetes; Glomerellales; Glomerellaceae.
AUGCCAAAGCCAACUGUCAGCAAAAUGCCACUUCAUAAUCCUCCACUACCGGAUGAUGAGAAAGGAUCUUCAAUGAGUGAACAGGAAAGGAAGCGGCUUCGCAACCGUCUCUCACAGCAAGCUUUCCGUCGAAGGCAGGCGGAACGCAUGAGAGAACUAAGCAAUCGUGCCAAUUCGGAUCAAAGGUCAGAUAAUGAGCGUAUGGACGCGUUGCAGGAAGAAAACCGACAGCUCCGCGCCCAGCUAGUUGAGGUCCAGAGCAAGAUGUCUCGACUCUUGGCUAGUAUCCAAGGCAUAAGCGACUCUGUCUCUAAGACGCUGGAUGACACAGCCAAAAAUGAUAGCGGGCAGUUCAAAGAGACAAAUGACGCCGUCGGCUUAUCUCUCGAAUCUUCAAACGAUAAAAACAGGCAAAACUUACAUGCUUCAUCAUUCACAGGCUCCUCUCUGGAUUUGGAACCGUUUGACACGUCGAUACUGAACUUCAGCCCUCCUCUCACGCAAAAGCCUUCGACGGGCCAAUUUGAAGACGUACUUACAUCAUCCGAACUUAUUAACGUCGCCGGCACAAACCCGCUUUACUCUCAGAUCCCGAACAUAUGGAGCUUUGAAUAUCAAACCGGGGUAGAACCAUACCAGGUUGCCAUGGAAGCGACUCAAGAGUCUAGCGUAAUGUUGAGAAAGGAUUGGGCCUUGUCAAACUCGCCAUUCUCAGACCAUAUCCAGCUCCUUCAACGUCUCUUGAAGUCAAAACUAGCGGCCUCGGGAUUUGCUCCUGAUGGCCAGCGCCCAAUGCAAGGCCUUUAUCAACCAGUCCUUAUGGUUCUAGCCAUGUUCAACAGCAUGACGCGGCCCGACGUAAUGGCCUGGUAUGCCAAAACACGGUUCUACCAUAUCAUAGAGCUCACAGCUUGGCAACUAUAUCCCUCUACGGCGACGUUUGACAAACUUCACCAGCGAUAUCGACCAACCGAGACCCAAAUGAGUCACCCGCAUCCACGCGUAAUAGAUUGGAUCCCGUUCCCCUCUAUCCGAGAUCGGCUCAUACAACUUCACUCAGCCAACCCACAUAUUGAUCAAAUAUUUUGUGACGCCGUCACGGGAUACGUAGUGGAGACAACAAUGUCUAACCUUAUCCUCGGAGCGCCUCAUAUCACUGUCUACAUCCGGGUGACUGAUUUAAUUACGGCCAUGGCGUCAAAUGUAGACGACAACCCUGAAGAGCCGCCCGCGACGCUUCCCGUCCCAGAUAUCACGACACUAUUUUCAUCUCCCUCUCACGCUCGUGCGGCAUUCAAGCUAUUGAAUAUGGACAAAGGCGCAUCGUACUACAAAAUUGACCCGGCAUUUUACGCGAAGUAUCCGGAACUCUUCGAUCAGUCAAACGACCUCACCGCCACAGGCAUACCCCUCAGGCCAAAGUCUCAAAAGGUACUCACCUACCCCAAGCCCCUCGACGCCUCAACGGUCGAAACCUACCGGAGUUUCAUUGACUUUUCCCUCGACGCAACCAAUACAAUCUCCUCAUCGACGACCUCGUGA